AUGUACAAGAAGGAAACAAAAUGCACCCACUCACCCAAUAUCAGGCUCACACUUGAAUGUAUCAUGAUCAGGCAAUGCACUGACAUGAAAAAACUGCCCCAAUAUGCUGGUCAUCUCCAUCGCCCUCCCGGUCAAAAAAAAGCUCCUCGGAAUCCACCAGGGAAAACCAGGAGGAGCAGAAACCCCACUACUACUGCUCCCUCCAAAUCCGUCGAGACUGCUACCGCCGACCUCGGAAAACAGCAACGGCAGCAAAGGGGACACGCUCGACUUGUUCUUCUCGCCAUCGGGGAACAUAUCGGGAUUCCCCAAGUGAAUCCUGCAGUACGAAACCGCCAAUUUCUUAGCUUGCCUCACCACAAUUUCCAUCUCCGAUCUAACGCCCUUAUCCUUCAUGGACGCGAUUUUCCUCCCUUCUUCGUGCGCGCGGCGGUACGAAUUGAGCAGGUACUGGAACGGCGGCUCGGCCGCCGGGAAUUCGCCGGAGAGGCGAUCGAUCACUACUCUCUCCAUCAAGUCGCGGGAAAGCCGCAAAUCCCUGCCCUCGCUCAGAAUCUCGGCGGCCGGUACAUCGAAUGUACUUAUUAA
Messenger RNA from Striga asiatica, 588 nucleotides. The record is from the annotation of a GenBank genome assembly. Lineage: Eukaryota; Viridiplantae; Streptophyta; Magnoliopsida; Lamiales; Orobanchaceae.